This is a messenger RNA of Podospora bellae-mahoneyi, 3068 nucleotides long. RefSeq lists its product as uncharacterized. Gene Ontology annotation, molecular function: DNA-binding transcription activator activity, RNA polymerase II-specific; transcription cis-regulatory region binding. The transcript has 3 exons. Bases 1797 to 3068 code for a protein of 423 amino acids. The record is from RefSeq and is a predicted model, not a curated record. Gene Ontology annotation, cellular component: RNA polymerase II transcription regulator complex. Gene Ontology annotation, biological process: regulation of DNA-templated transcription. Lineage: Eukaryota; Fungi; Ascomycota; Sordariomycetes; Sordariales; Podosporaceae.
ACAGCUGGCGGACAAUGGUCCGAGCACCCUGUAAGGGUUCUGAAAUGAGAGCCAGCUCUUUCUGUCACUUGCUGCGCAACAGGUUGCGUUCCAACAAAGCAGGGAGUCGAGUGACUUGUGGCCGAAGUACCUGGUUUUCAUUAGUCACUUAUAACAGGGUGUGCCACCCAGCUGGAAGAGAGUUCAGAGCAGAACGAACAACCCUCCUCUCUCUCAACUCAAGCUCACAGUUGAGCCUCUGACGACAAUUGAACAAGACUGAUUGAAUCGACUGUUUAUCCAGACUCAAGACAGCCAGCCAACCAGGAGCCAUCCUCCAAGGGCUCAAAACAAGAGACCGGGACAUCGCCUCCAUUGCUUUAGGGACAACCCCUCUUACAACCUCUUAAACAGCUCUGAACCAAGAGAUCCCAAGAGCUCCCAAAGCAGUCCAUCCCGGCUUUGUUCCUCGUGGCAUCGUCUGCUACUUAGCCGCCAUCUCUCCAGGACCCAGAAGCUUGUCUGUCAAUUGUCUUCACCGCACCCGCCGGGCCGGGAACCUAGCAACUCUUGUUGAGACUUCACUUGUCCCCCAACGAAUAGGAUCCUGUCUUUGAGAUCCCAUCAAGGCCCACGGGGACACCUCCCAUCUCCAUACAUCAGCAGAAAGCCCAACGACAGCCAGCUCAUCCUUCUCCAACAAGUUCAAGUUCCGUCCCGAGGCUCCAGCUGCAGGUCGACCAAAUCGGUGUCUUCUGUUGACGUUUCCAAGGCUUGAGUCUUGAGCGGAUUCAGAGUGGAUACUGGACGGCCCAUCGGCUGAUCGAGCAAGUUCCGUUGUGCGAAGAGGGGUGUGAAGCGAGCGAGGAGCCGGAAGUCGGACAACAACCUGGAAAGACACCAAAAAAGAAUAAAAGCUGGUGCCAGUGCCAGCACACCCGACACUCAGCACGGCCGAGAAACAAAACACGAGCUGUCAAGAAUUCGGAGCCGGAUCAGGAUCAGGAACAAAUCGCAAAACGCAGGCGUCAGCGUGUGAGUGACGGCAGCCAAUCUAGUCACGGCGUGGUCUUGGUCCAACGACAGAAACGCAGCGUGACCUGGUUCAACCCAGAACGGAGGUUGGGGCUUGGUGGAAGCACCUGGCUAUUUGUCUCCGUGCAGGCCCAGAGUCCUAGCGGCGGUCUGCGGACCCCUCCCACCACCACCGGCAUUAACAUUACAUAAAACCCUCCAUUCUGCUCUUUUCUUGACACAUACCCAACCUGUCAACGACCUUCUGCUUAUCUCUGACCCUCCCGGAAUCUCCCUCGACAAUCUUGGUUUUGACACACGAAAAUCUGGGGAAUCCAACACCUCACUCAGCCUUACCUUAUCGCUGGGACAGAUACCACCGAUACCAGAUCCCCCCCGUUGAAACGAACGAACAAAACCCGGUCCCAACCUGCCGGAUCCCGCAAACCGUUUAUUCCAGAUGACGCACUGAUUGGCGCCCUUCCCCGGCUUUUGUCGAACUGUCACUGCUGUCAUCCCACCGCCAAAAACUCCAACAGAGUUUAGGUGUGCAUCGCCUGGCAUUCCCGCUGCAGCAUAGCGUCCUACUGCUGCUGCUUCGCCCCCGCCCAAAAUCAGGUACAUACUACCUCUUUAUCAUCUGUCUGAUAUCUCCUGCCUCGUCGAGAUACCUUGGCCGACGCCUACCGAGCUGUCAGUGCGGCACGGCACCACCCCUAUCGACGACAAGCUUUUGGGAGAAGAGCCAAGUAAGGUCUAACGCCUCUGUUAUCUGCCUUAGCCACGAACCGGACAGCAAGGAUAUGUCCGAUAAGAUGUCUGUCGACAAGAAAGAUCCACCCAAAGACGACCACAGUGAAGUAGAGUCCAUGGCGUCCAGCCCGGAAGGAGAGGCGCCUCCAAACAACGCCCCGGCCCAAGCCGAGAACCAGCAGCCCAAGCGAAAAGGGGGUCGCAAACCUAUCUAUGCGACAUCUGAGGAGAGAAAGCAGAGGAACCGUCAGGCCCAGGCUGCUUUUCGUGAGCGCAGAACCGAGUACAUCAAGCAGCUCGAGGAGGCCAUCCGCACCCAUGAGCAAAACCUGGCUAACCUCCAGGCUGCCCAUCGCCAUGCUGCCGACGAGUGCCUGAUGUUGCGCUACAAGAACUCGCUUCUUGAGCGGAUUCUGCUGGAAAAGGGUAUUGACGUGCAAGCGGAGCUGCGUGCUAAAACUGGCAGUCCGAAUCUUGGGCCGACUCACAUGCCCCAGAACCUGGUUCAGCCGCCUCCGAUCCAACGUGCUAUCCUGAACCGCCACCAUGCUCGCCGGUCCAACUCCAGCAUCGCCCCGAAACUGGAGCCGGGAGCCAUCUCGCCGCUGCCUCCUCCGGUUCACUCUCACGUCUCGGCACUGUCGCCCAAGAGUCGACACACGCCUUCGUCCCACUCGGCCUCGCCCACGGCGACAACCUCGUUUGGGUCUCAGCAUGCUGCCUCACCAGCAACCUCUGACCACAUGAACGGCUCUGUUCGGCCCUCGAUGGCGCCAGUCAAUGGUAUGAAGGCACCUCCGCCUCCUCAUCUGGCCCCGAUUCAUGGUUUGCCAGGACCUCGCCAGAUGCAAAUAUCCGGAAUCCAUCAGCCCACGAACCAUGCGAGACAGAAUGUGACCCAGAGUCCCGCCGCUUUCUACCCUACGCCAUCGUUCCAGAAUCAUAUUGAGCAGCUCGGCAAGUUGUCCCAUCUCUUUUCUUUGUCCCCUCUUCAACAGGAAUAUGAUGCUGCAGCCGACAUGAUGGAUGAAGGUCAGGAGGGUCCUGACACGCCCAACGGCGGCCCUGGACCCUACCCUGGUCAGCCCUACCCUGGUGAGCCACAGCCCAUGUCGCUAUCAUCGCCAGUCACGACGGGCCCGCCUGGGACCCAGGUCAUUGCCGGCCAGUCGCCGAUCGACAGCCCUGCUCACACCCAGCAGUCGGCAUAUCCAUCGAUGACGCAGCUGCUCGACCCUGGUUAUGACUUUGAUCCCUUCGGACUCAGUGCCAGCAUGGCUUUCCCCACUCAGUUUUCGUUUGACACCAGCAACAUGCGGUAG